GGCCAUGGGUUUUUUUUUGGGUAACGGCGUCAGUUUUCUCUCUCUUCUUCUUUUUUCCUCUCCGUUAGUCAACGUUAGAUCACAAAUUUCUUUCGAUUUUUUUAAGAACAAGCGUGAGUUCGACACGUGGCUCGCCGAGAAAUUUGAGUCCGAUUAGGUUCCUCGGCGAUUUCGUUUUCUUUCCUUCCCUUUUGCUUCUUCAAAUUUUAUGUCGAUGGCGGUUCCUGGGGAAGAGAAGCCGAGACACCAUGGGCGCACUGCGUCUGCAAUUCCUUCGGGAGAGUUGAAUUUAAGAUUGUUGCUCUUAUGUUCCCGCUGGCUUGAAGGUUCACCUGGCUUCAUGACAUCAUGCAACUAACACGAGCUUCUUGCUUUGUCCAAGGAAAUCGUUCGAGAUGGACUGCAGGGCUCUUCAUUGGAUGAGACCGAACAUUAAAACUAGAUCUUUUGUAUAAGGACACACUGAAAAGCAUGCUCGUUUCGGCUGGCCAAAGGUUGCAAUUCUGCUUUCUAUUCUUCUAUGCGGUGGUUCGGAAUUUAGGACCACGUCACUUGUCCUGAUCAAGACUGAAUAUCUAGAUAUUUUGUCGGAAAGAUUACAUCUGCAGGAAAUCCAGAAUCUCAAAACCUCCAACCGCCCUCCUUUGGACUGGAAAUGGUUUGCCAGAAUAGCUUUUUGCAAGGUCUUGAACGUUGUGAUGCUAAAGGAGAGUGAGUCAUGUCGUUAACCAGCCCAUACGGUUUAUGAGUGUGCGUGUGUCCUUUUCUUUUGUCGUCUUGACUUUUAGAAAGAAAUGUUUAAGUUAUUAUUAGGGUUCGUACGUAAGCAUCUAACAGAGAGGCAGAAGAGAGUGUGUUAGUGGGGAAUCACUUGCCCUUAUUAACCGAGGGGUCUCAGCUUUGUCUUCAUGAGCUGAGCUAUCCGUACGUUUAGGGUAACAUGGUUUGGCAAAAGGCAAGAAUCAUAUUGAAAGAGAGCUGCUAAAAAAGCAGCAACCUGUGUAAUUUCUAUCUAUGGCAGUAAAUCUCUGCCCAGAAUAAGCAUCCGAAACCCAGGUGGGCUCGUUCUAUUCGUUUCUCAACUUUAUUGUAUUAAAACCAAAGCCCUGGUCAUUUAUGUAUUUUCCAUCUUUUUAAAUGCAAUAUGAAGGUGGAUUUCAGGUCAUAUCAAGUGUGCGGAAUACGUGUUUUUCCUUGCAUUCAAAUACACAAGGACGGCGAGCGUUGUUGGGUAAGCGUGUUUUUUACGCACAUUUUUUUUGUCCUCUCUUAGAUAGCUUGGCAAAUUUUUAAAGGGUAUUCAUACCUUGUCUUGGAUAGUUUGGAUAGUUUGGUGUUGAUACCCAUUUUGGGUGUCAUUGACUUUGGGUAUCCAUGAUUCGACUAUUUGAGUCAUGGCUCGGAUACGUGAAUCUCGUAUACCCAAUUUUUGAUGUCAAUACUUGUCCCCGUCUCAUCAAUUAGAGGAUUACCUAUGUAUACCCAAUUUUUGGGUAUUUUUUUUUUCUCCAUGGUAUGAUGUGAUCCAUGCAUGUUCCACGCCAUGGGCAUUCCUUCUACAAGUGCAUUGUGGCAUAUGUUUGUCGCCAUGAUUGGUGCCCAUAAUCGUAGACUUAGUUGAUGGGGAUUUCAACAUUGGUGGGCUGUUUGUUGUCAUGUCGUUACAUGCUAGUUUAAGAAUCAACCGACAUAGGAUUGGAACGUGCGACACAUGAAUCUUUGCUUUGAGCAAAAGAAUGUUAGCACAGAAGCAGGUCGCUGUAAUAAUAUGUAAAAAUGAGUACGAGGACUUUUGGUCGGCUUUUUUUUUUCUCUCCCUGUGAAGAUAAAUAGAGAAACGGAUUACAAAGCUUGUAACUUUUCGGGGUUUUACUCCCCACAUGUGGUUCUACCACAUUCAAUCUCUUCAUUAGAAAAACAGGCAAAGGUUGGAUAUCAUAUGGUUUUCCGAAAUUGCAUAUUUUGUUAUUUUAUUAUUUUUUUGGGUGUUAAACUAAAUAUAAACACUUUGGAAUAAAGACAGUUGACUCAUACAGCAUUUUUUUUUAAAAAAAAUGUUUUUAUUUUAACCAUGUCCACCAUAGAAUUAAUUUGUUUCUUCGUUGGAUUCCCCCUCGCCUUUUUCUAUUUAAUUGAAAUUAUUCUUGUAUGCAUUGUGUGUCAUGUUUAAAUAAUUUGCAUUAUUCAAAAGUGGUGGUGUGUCAAAAAGCUCUCUGCACACUAUACCCCUCUUUUUUUAUUCAACUUUUGGGCAUCUACAAAUUGGCACCCUCCCUUCCUUACCCUUCAUGUUCAUUUUCAACGCAUCUCUUGCUUUCUCUGCUUCACUUGCUUCUUUACUUCACAUCCCAAUAACCUCUUAGUUAUGGCAACUGUUGUGUGUCAUAAAGGGUUUCAGCCAUGUUUAGAGUCCCAACUCAAUGAGCCAUUUGCUCUGAGGCUUAGGUUAUCUUCACCCAAUCCUCACCACUUCUUUCAGCCUCUUGAGUUAUCUUUUAAGUCUUUUCCCUUAGAAUCCAUUCCGGGGGACACUAGCAAGCGUAUCAACUCGGUGUCCACCCAUCCCGACUCGGGUUGUCAGAGCUUCCUCGAGGCUAUCUCGAGCGGCUCUCCUCUAUCAAACCCUAGCCUUGGUGAGAACGAGAGAACUUAUGGUCAAUGCUCCCCGUCUAAGAUUCUAAGUGAAAAGAGCUUGGCGUUGUGCACUGAGAAUCUUGGAAACGAGUCGGGCUCCGAUGAUAUCUCUGGCAAUGACGUGUUCUCAUUUGCUUCAUCCGAUGUCGAGACAAAAACGUUAUCGAGUAAGGGUUCGAAAGGUAGGAAAGGGAGCGCGGUCCCUAAUUUGCCACCUCCUUUGAAAAGUAUGAGGGGGUCCGACUGUAUUCACCUGAGGCCUUACCGAGAAGACGGGAGAUUAGUACUAAAAGCCUCCAAGGAGCCACUCAACAAAACAUGCUUUCAGGUUGAAAGAGGCAAUGGCCGUCUCCGUCUCUGCAUCUUAAGAGAUUAUGACCAAAUAGCAGAUAAAGAAGAAGAAGAGGAGAUGAUCGAGCCUGAAAGUGAUGCGCUCAAAGAAGAAGAAGAAGAAGAAAAGGAAGGAAACCAAGUGGAGGGAAUGGUGAAUCAUAUUCAAAGUCCUGGAAGGUGUGUUCAUGGCGAUCGAGAUUGUAUUGGAUUGCUAAAUUGGGAGCAUUUCUGUGUUGCCACUUCUUAAAAAUAUAUAGAAACUC
This is a messenger RNA of Tarenaya hassleriana, 3230 nucleotides long. Its product is annotated as protein FANTASTIC FOUR 3-like. The coding region runs from base 2366 to 3214 and encodes 282 amino acids. The record is from RefSeq and is a predicted model, not a curated record. The transcript is spliced from 4 exons. Lineage: Eukaryota; Viridiplantae; Streptophyta; Magnoliopsida; Brassicales; Cleomaceae.